GAGUGCAAAUAUAUUCUAAACGCAAGCAAUGGCACCAAGGAGAGAUGUAGGGUAAUAUAAAUGACAAAAGCUGAGGGAGAAUUUUAUGGAGCGGAUCAUGUUUAUGCCACAUCAGUCCUCGAGGUACUUUAGCUACCGAUCAAAAAUAAUACAUCAGACAAACUAAAAACCAUGUCAACGGGGGGAGCAAGGGCAAAAAUACAGAGUCAACAACAGGAAGUCAAACGACGAUGUCAUCUUCCAGUUGAACUGCAGAACGAUUUUUAUGCAGAUGUCAUAGUUAUUCAUUCCAGAAAAGAUGACGAACUUGCACAAACAUUCCUCUCUGACAUUCAAAAGCAUUUUGAAAGGGGAAAUGAUUACAUCAUAGUGAGUUAUCUAGACGAAAGGCUUCCCAUAGAAAAUGCGGGUGACUGCGACUUCAAGCGUUGUUCUGUUGCUUUUUUCAUAUUUACAGAAAAUUCAGUGAAAGAAUUUAAUACUUUGACGAAAGACAAAUAUCUCGACGAUUUGUUGUAUGAGGGGAAAUUUGUGCCAGUUUUAACAAAGCCAAAAGACAAACUUGUUCUUCCCAUGCGAGCCCGUGUCCCUGUCUCUCUGAAUUAUUUUAAGCAGACGUCAUUUCAAUUCCCACGUGCUGUUUUAGAUUUGCUACAAAACAACUCAGGAACACGCCGCACAAAAGAGAAACGUCACAAGAUGCAGGUUUCCGAGUAUACAACAGUUCAUUUACCCGAUCCUGUUAAUGAUACACCACAAAAAAUUAUAAAUAUAAAGGCCUACAAUGUAAUAGUUGGAGACCAUGGGACAAUCUUGGGUUACACUGAAGGCGAAAACGAGAACCUGACGAACUCCACCAGGACACACUCGAGUAAAUCCAAUAGAAGUCAAUUGACUAGUGAUAUUUUACAAUCAUUCAGGCAUGAUACAAAUUUUUCCAGAGAAAGCACGGCUUAUCCUUCCAGUUACCAGGAUGAGACAGGUACUACACAUAAAAAUUUUACAAGUAUGCAAACACCAUGUGCUUCCAUGAGCUAUUCAGGAGAUGAGCAAAAUUCGUCAAAAAUCUCAAAUCGGUCAGAAUCAAUCACCAGUACACCGACUGAGGAUUUUGCUUCCGUUGGAAGUGGACAUCAACCGAGGAUUGCAAGCUCAGGGCGGUUACAGAAAUUUGAGAUUCCAACACCCUCUUAUUCAGCUUUGUCAAGUAAUAUGCCGCUUCCAGUGCAGAUUUCUCCGAAUGAAGAAUUAAAUUUUACAAUCAGUGAAAGUUUUGGAAGCUUUCAUGCAGCCGGAGAGACAUCAAUUGAAAAAGCAUCUGGUGAUAGCAGCCAUAUAAAUCUCCCUUAUCCUCAACAAAUUUCCUGUGAUCAGAGUUUUAUGUCGGAUUUUCAUUCAUCUGUGUCUGCAAAUUCCACUGCAUAUACUUCGGAUUCGGAGGAAAAACCCAAUAUACCAUGGCAAAACGAAGGAAGAACAAAAGAUACUGCAAUUUUAAACGAUCAGAGCAUAUCGAUGAAACUGGGCAAUGUUGACAGAAUGAUUAAAACUGAGACCCCAUGGUCAAGUCAUCGAUACGAUGCAAGAAAGACUCCGAAAGAGGUCACCGAGAACUCAUCAGAUUCCUUGGUUCUUCGGGGAGAAGGCUUAGAUUUCAGCUCCUUGUUUGGAUCAAAUGAUUGAAUUGAAAUUUGUUUAAUUGAAAAAUAUUUUAUCUUAGUUCAAAUAAACCACUCAACUGGAGUGCAAACCUUCGAA
Messenger RNA from Saccostrea echinata, 1758 nucleotides. RefSeq lists its product as uncharacterized. The transcript has 3 exons. Lineage: Eukaryota; Metazoa; Mollusca; Bivalvia; Ostreida; Ostreidae. Bases 172 to 1683 code for a protein of 503 amino acids. The record is from RefSeq and is a predicted model, not a curated record.